AUGACUGAAAUCGCUGGUCUCAUUUUGGGUACGGCAGCCCUAUGGGAGACCUGCGUUCAGAUCUUUGACGUUGUCGAAUCUGGACGACGCUAUGGCAUGGACUACGAGCUUUUGCGUGUCAAGCUGGAGGUCGAGCGGAUCCGAUUAUAUAACUGGGGCGAUGCGAUCGGCUUGUCUGAAUGUGUCAAUAGAAGCGACAAUGGCACCACAAGCAUGGAUCUAGCAGCCCUCAGGUUGAGACUAGACGUGCGGCUGCGGAGGGUGGAGGUGAACCACACGGUCAUGCGCCUCCUCGGAUGUAUCCAGCACUUGUUUCAGGAUUUGGAGCGAGUGCAGGACGCGUACGGUUUACGGCCAGCAACUCCUGUCCCGGAGACACCAGUCAGCUCUGUUAUUGCUGGCAGUUCGAAUAUUCUGAGUGCAGUAUUCGCGAAGAGCUACGAAAGCCUGAAGCGGAGCGCACGCGAAAGACAGAAAACCACCACAAUGGCGCGCCGGACAAAGUGGGCAAUACACGAUAAAAAGAAAUUCCAGGACUUGGUUCUGGAAAUCCGAGGCUUUAACGACAGUCUCGAGAGUCUGUUCCCAGGUUCGAAGCAAAAGAUCGCGGAAUUCAUGCGAGUGGACGUCGAGGCCAGCGAGAACGUCGAGGAAUUACAGUUGCUCCAAAAUGCGACGAUUGGAGACCACGCCGAUAUUUCCGAUCUGGCAAGUAUUCGGCUUGAAGAGCUGGGUGCGCCAGCCACAGAACGAACAGCACUACUGAGUGACCGAAAUGAUUCGUUAACGGUGGACGAUCUGGACGAAGAGAACUGGGAAGAUGUGGAAGAAACUGAACAUGAAGACGACAAUGUCACCGCCACUGUAGUGGACUCGGAAGUGACAGUCGGCGAGAAAAGGGUGAACGCAGUGCAGCGCUUCAUCAAUAAGAAACGGACCGGAGCUCUUCGCGUACAUCUGCUUGGACCGUUUGGGCAUACACCAAAGGUAUAUGCAGUCUGCUACUGGGAGAAUAAAGAACAAAGUGACAUGUGGGUCGAUGAUAAGGAAGGAUUCGUGUCGAGCGCGCAUGCAGCAUUCGAACCCUACCACAAGAGGCGGUAUAAGAGGCAGCAGAGACUAGACGAAUACGAUAUCGAGGAUGAGUCCGAAGAUGACGGCGUGCUGUUUGACCUCGAGAGCUAUCCCGAGUAUGAAACCGCAUUCCCGGGGACGGUCACCGUCAAAGGGCUUGCUCUGGAGGCAUGGGUUUUCGCAAUAUCGCAUAGCGACAGGGAGGACACCAUCCCGGUGACUUAUCCUGAUCUGGGAAGAAUCCCUGCGAAGAAGCUGCUACGGAGAAUCGACGAACUGCAAACAAGCUCUGCGAAGUUCGGUUGGAACCCGACGCAAGACCAGGCCGAUCUGGAAGAGUUUACCGGCGACAUGGGGUUCCGUAAUACCAACUCAGCGGAUGAGUACAAAGACAUCGCCCGGGUGUGUUCAGGCUUAUUCAUGUUGCUUAACCGCACUGAUGUCUUCGUCGAUUUCCGUUCCACGUCCAGUAUCUUCGGCGCAGUAUGGAGCGAGGACCCCGAACGAAACGAACGUGGGUUUUGGAACCUGCUUUGGCAGGUUAUCGUGGCCAAGGAAUUGGUCCGGCGUCUUGAAGUCAGUAAAGAAAGUGGCUUCACGUCCAACUUCACCGGCCGAAUACUGGCCUCGAUGAUUAUUGCCGACCAAUGGAUCAAGAACAUCGAGAUUGGAUUGUCCGAGUUGAGGAUUCGACUAAAAGAUGUCAAGCCACCGGAAACUAAAGAGCUUAAGGCUAAAGCAGAAAACUCCAAGCUGAAAGGCAACGAUGCCAUGGCGAAGAAGGAUUACCACAAUGCCAUCUGUUUCUACACUGAAGCCAUCAGUAUAGACCCGAGCAGCGCCGUGUAUCGAGCCAACCGAUCCGCGGCUAAUUUGUCCCUGGAACUCUACAGUCACAGUUUUCAUGACGCGUAUAUCGCAACUCUCCUUGAUGUCAAGUAUGCCAAAGCGUGGUCCCGUGCUGGGCUCGCGGCACUGAAGCUCGGCUUAACCAAGAAAGCCGUCGACGCAUAUAAGAAUGCCAUAGCCCUUGCUGGAAAAGAUGCGACAGCCGGAAUGCGCCGGGGCCUGGAAGAUGCCAAAGCGGCCGACAAGGCGAAGCUGGACGCAAUCGACCAGGAGCAAGAUCUCUCCAAAAGGGAAGGCCUGCGCAAGGAAUACAUAGAGCAAGACUACGAGUCCCAGAUGGGGUCCGUAGAACUACACUCGCGGUGUCACGAGCAGCAAGUCGAAGGCCUUAUACACUUCGCCGAACGCAUGAAAUGGCCAUGGGUCAACGAUGUCCGUGACUUUGCUGAAGAAGCAUAUAGCAAUUUGCGCGGCGGCCAGCCCACCCCAGUACAAUUGGAAGAAUGGCUUUAUGGCUUGACCCUGCCAGGCCAGUGGUUUAGCAUUAAGAUAAUGAGCGCACUGAUUUUCUGCACACCAACGCUGGCGACGACGCUUCGCGCCGCACCCUACUAUGACUGCGGCCUCAGCCUCCCGAAGAAAUCAUACUGGCGCGUCCGUACUGUCCUGGGCCGCGUACUCGGGUCUCUGCCCGGCGUCACCUCACUAUGUGGCUGGCUUGGGCCCUGUCCACCCGUGGAGUUCCUCCAGACCGGACGGGACGACCAGGACGACUUCGACCCAUCGAAACCACGGCACAUCAAGUUGAAAGCACGGGCCGUAAAUCCGAUUGCGAACAAGGAUUGGUUCAACGACAUAAAAUUCUUCGCCGGUGAGAAGGAAGAUAUUCAUCCUGAUGGCGACGAAGAGUUCGAGGGGUGGAGGGAAACGAUAGAGGACCGAGAUAAUUGGAUUGUCCCGGAGCCGCCAGUCCACCAAGUCAGCACCUGUAGCCUCACCAAGAUCCAACUGAAGUACGACCUGUCCGGGAAGUAUGCUGCGGGUAUCCACCCAGAUGCGAAAGAUGUCUACCGCGCUCAGCUCGCUUUUACCAUCGACACCAACCCAACCGAGACUAUCACCUACAAAUUGUAUACGAACCCGAUCUUUGUUGUCCCGCCGCCAUGCCAACCAGGUCCACGCGGUGUUGAGCAUGAAGUUCACCUGCGCGAGUUACCACGCUACCAGGAACGUAACAUAUGGACUAUCGAGCGACUGAAGGAGCACACGGCCGAGGACGACCCGGAACGCGGCGGAGUGAUGGUUAUUAAUGCGACAGGGAAGGGCGCUGAGACGCUGGCUCGUGCCUGGUGUAGCGAGAGAGGCAAAAAUGCCGUCAUUCGGCGUUCCGGCGGCCCAUGCUUUGUCUGUGCGGUGGAAGCAGCUAGCCAACGCGGGCUGGGGACCAAAGUGUUGAUUUGGGUGAGCUAA
Aspergillus terreus NIH2624 is the source of this 3393-nucleotide messenger RNA. RefSeq lists its product as uncharacterized. Gene Ontology annotation, molecular function: protein binding. The transcript has 2 exons. The record is from RefSeq and is a predicted model, not a curated record. NCBI's taxonomy places the organism in Eukaryota, Fungi, Ascomycota, Eurotiomycetes, Eurotiales, Aspergillaceae. The coding region runs from base 1 to 3393 and encodes 1130 amino acids.